ACCCAAUCUCAAAACUGGCCUUGAAACACACCCUUUAGUUAUUAAAGCAUAACUUAUUAAUAGAGUUUUUCUUUUCUUUUAUAGUGAGUAAGUAUUGUUAAGAAUGUUCAUCCGAUUCAAUUUGUACUAUUUUGCUCAUAGUACAUUCGAUCCUUACAAGUGCGAAUUUCAUAGGGGUUAGUUUUUAAAUAAUAAAAAUUGGGGGACCAAAAUUGAAUUAUUUUUAAUUUCACCAAAGAAAACGUAAAAUUGGUGCAAAUUUCAGAAAAUUGGGUCUCACUCCUUCUGAAGAACUAACUUUCGACUCCGCCAAAGCUCAAAGAUUUUCCGGGAAAGUUUUUUCUCAAGAAACAAACAUGGAGGCAUGCCCGUCUGUGAAAAACAUCCUUCUCCUUGAUUCCGAAGGAAAGCGUGUUGCUGUCAAGUAUUAUUCAGAAGACUGGCCCACGAAUAGCACAAAGGAAGCUUUCGAGAAAGCAGUGUUUACCAAGACCCAGAAAACAAAUGCCCGGACAGAAGCGGAGAUCGCUAUGCUUGAGAAUCAUAUUAUUGUCUACAAGUUUGUUCAAGACCUUCAUUUCUUUGUUACGGGAGGAGAAGAAGAAAACGAACUCAUCUUGGCCACAGUUCUUCAGGGCUUCUUUGAUGCAGUUGGUCUUCUUCUUAGAGGCAACGUAGACAAGAAGGAGGCACUCGAGAACUUGGAUCUCAUUCUAUUAUGCCUCGAUGAAAUUGUUGAUGGCGGAAUCAUCCUCGAGACUGACUCUAACGUUAUAGCACAAAAGGUGGCAAGUCACAGUAUGGAUGCAGGGGCACCAUUGUCCGAGCAGACAAUAAGUCAAGCUCUAGCAACUGCUCGUGAACAUCUAGCGAGAUCUCUUCUUAAAUGAAGAGCGUCUCAGAUUUUAACAAGAGAAUCGAAAAGGGAACGAGUAAUUUUGUGUGAUCGGAGUGACUUGAUGUGCAAGUCUUAUAAUUGUUGACCUAUAUAACAAGUUUUCACCCAAAUCAAAAUGUAUUUGCAUAUGAGACUUUCUACUUCCCAAUAUUAGAGUUCCUUCUUUUCUUGUCGGCAUUAGUUUCCUUUUGGUCAAAUAUUAUCUUCUCUUCCCAACUUUUUCAUUUCUUCUUCUUCAUGUAAACUUGAUUUAGAUACAUAUAUAUUAAAAAGAAAAGGGGUAUAAUAUAAUUCCAAACUUAAUCCAAUAAGAAGCUAGUUUGGCUGUGAUCAA
This is a messenger RNA of Cannabis sativa, 1232 nucleotides long. Its product is annotated as coatomer subunit zeta-1. NCBI's taxonomy places the organism in Eukaryota, Viridiplantae, Streptophyta, Magnoliopsida, Rosales, Cannabaceae. Gene Ontology annotation, cellular component: COPI vesicle coat. The coding region runs from base 357 to 890 and encodes 177 amino acids. Gene Ontology annotation, biological process: retrograde vesicle-mediated transport, Golgi to endoplasmic reticulum; intra-Golgi vesicle-mediated transport; intracellular protein transport. The transcript is spliced from 6 exons. The record is from RefSeq and is a predicted model, not a curated record.